This is a messenger RNA of Ilex paraguariensis (yerba mate), 900 nucleotides long. NCBI's taxonomy places the organism in Eukaryota, Viridiplantae, Streptophyta, Magnoliopsida, Aquifoliales, Aquifoliaceae. The record is from the annotation of a GenBank genome assembly.
AUGGAAUAUGACCAUGAAAUCACAAGUCAUGACAAUGGUAGAGAGAAGAAGAGAUUUAUGAUUGUUCGGCGAAGAAUGAACAAAAGGAGAAUGAUAAUGUGCAUAAGCAAGAAUGAUCUUCUUCCUCGCUAUGCAAGCAGAGAUUGCAAUAGAGAUUUGCAAGUGGAAUUUUCCAAGUCGAGGUUGGAAGACAGAUUGCACAAGACUACCCUACAUAUAUUGUGUUUUAGAGGAGACUUGCAGGAACCUGAAACAGGUCGGGUGCAAUUCAAAAUGGAAUAUGACCAUGAAAUCACAAGUCAUGACAAUGGUAGAGAGAAGAAGAGAUUUAUGAUUGUUCGGCGAAGAAUGAACAAAAGGAGAAUGAUAAUGUGCAUAAGCAAGAAUGAUCUUCUUCCUCGCUAUGCAAGCAGUGGAAGCAAGCAAAAGUUCACAUCAUCAUCUCCUCCAUGCCAUGUGGUCUUCAAGUAUCUGGUGCCAUUACUAGCUGCCCUGGUCACCAUGCAGUAUCAAUCCAAAGGUAAGGAUCCAUUUGAAGCUCGGCCUAUCAAUAUGUGGUGCUUCUGUAUAGCCACAUCCAUCUACUGCCUCGCUAUGGGAAUAAGAAAUCAAAUUCAAACACCAAAAUACUUGCAAAUACUCUUAAGCCAUGUUAUUCUCGUAGCUGGAGUUCUUUCUUCGGUCUCACUAGGAUCGGUUAUCCUCCCACCACGCUUCCGUGGGCAGCUCAUUAUUUUUGCUGUAUUGGUAUUUUUACCAAUAAUAUUGGCUCGAAAUAUACUCAAGCGUGGAUAUGUUUGGAUCUACAAUGGAGUAACCAAUGUGGCUGCCCUCAUCAUCCCCAAUGUCGUCAUCGGAUGGAACGUGACUGCAGAGCCAAAUCCAUCUCAACCGGCGUAA